AUGGGAUUGCCAUGUGCUCUCUCGCGCCCGCCUGUCGCUCCUUUUCUCUUUUCCCUCCUGGUCGUGUCUGGCAUGUCGUCCAAACUGCUGCACAUUGCCCAACAUGUCCGCUCCUUACCCCUGCUGUAUUUCAUCAUCUACCUGCCCACCCUCUUUUUCCUUGAUCUCUUCGUGAUAUGUCUGGGACGGCUGUUGCUCCGGGGGCCAGAGACCCCCCUCCAGAUGCUGACAUGCAUUCUGGGCGGCUUGAUGGCGUUCGUGACAUAUGGAGCAUCCGCUAUUCAGUUCGGCUUCUUCUUCGAGACCGGGUCCGAGGUGGAAUGGGGUGCCUCCAGGAGUUUUGUUCGAGAUCCCGCAGCGAUGAAAUUGCUCAUGAGCGGCAUUCGAAGUGUCACCGUCGCUGGGGCCGUCCUCUUCGUGGUAUCGUGGAUGCUGACGCCAUAUCUUCACACCAUCGUGGGAAAUUGUCUUGGUGCAGUCCGCAACUGGCUCGUGGAAGGGUUCCGGUCGCCCAGGGCUUUGCUACCCUUUGCCAGAUCGCCAAAGCCUCGUUAUAACGUGCGAGUCUUGAUCCCUGCCGUUGCCAUCACAACUUCACUCCUCCUGAUUCGAGCAACCCGACCAGCCGUCCCAUACGAUCACCUCUCAGAGGCACUCCCCCUCAGCCUGUCGGAAGCUUUCCACAAGUCCUCCGCUACCGCUUGUCACAAACGUAAUCCGCCAUUCCCUUUUCCUGACCUGAUCUCUGAGGAAUACUGGGAAGAGCCCCAUGGAAAUUUCCCCGGAUGGGCCCCGGAUCUCCGCCACCGUCACAGAGAGAAUCUGUCACGACCAGAGUGGUUACCCGAACAUCCGCCACCUGGUUUCUCACGUUGGAAGGCCCAGCCGAGAGAAAAACACGAUCACGAAAAGGGAGAGAAGGGACACUGUCCCAACUUCCACCACACAUAUAACCCCGUAACCGACCCGCUGAAAAUAUCCAAUCUGGACUUGGAGAUCCUGCAUCCCUUGCGCCAGGUGUUUGAGGCCAACUCGGUCGAGAUCAAUCAUAUCGUGUUGCUGAGUCUGGAAAGUGGAAGAAAGGAGGUCUUCCCCAUGCAGCCGGGAACCCAUCUCUAUGACUCGAUCGUGGAAACCCACGCGGAGGACGAACGAGACGAGAUCGUCGACAAGCUGUCCCGCUUGACGCCGGUGGCGCAGAUGGUGACUGGAGAAUAUGCCCUGACGAGCCAGGGGACCAGGAAUAACUUUAGUGACGCUGUGUGGCAGGACCAUGCAGCUGAUGGGAUGGGAGGCAUCAAUGUGAAGGGGGCCAUCACCGGCAGUACGUUCACCUUGAAGAGCUUGCUCGGCAGCCACUGCGGCGUCAACCCGUUGCCGGUGGAUAUGAUCGAGGAAGUGAAUCUGGACAUCUACCAACCGUGUCUGCCCCAUAUCUUGGAGCUCUUCAACCGCGGGAAGAACACGAGUGAGGCCGAUGAUGCGGAACCGGUGGCCUUUCAAGAGAGACCGUGGAAGUCGGUCUACAUGCAGUCGAUCACCGAUUCCUUCGACAGACAGUCGCUGCUGAAUCGCAGGCUGGGAUUCCAGCAGACGAUUGUGAAGGAGACGAUUUCUCGAAGCUCUGCCAAGUACUACCCGCCAAAGACCAAGGAGAUUAAUUACUUUGGAUAUGCCGAGUCCGAAAUCGAGCCGUAUCUCCGGGACGUGAUUUUCGAAGCGGCCGAGAACAAGACUCGGCUGUUUCUGUCGCAUCUCACCAGCACGACGCAUCAUCCGUGGAAGGUGCCGGACGGCUUCACUGAAAAGAUGUAUAUGGGCACGCAUAACGGUCUGCGGUCGCGACAUCAAGAUCUGAACAAAUACCUCAACACGGUGGCGUACGUGGACGAAUGGCUGGGUAAGAUUCUGGGGUACCUUGACGAAGCCAAGAUCGCAGACUCGACCCUGGUGGUCAUGAUUGGCGAUCACGGUCAAGCGUUCGUCGAAGACACCGCGGUGACGGGCACGUUUGAGAACCCACACAUCAGCAACUUCCGCGUGCCGAUCGUCUUCCGCCAUCCGCGCCUGCCCCGGAUCGACAUCGCGGCAAACGCGACGUCGUUGACGAUCAUCCCGACGCUGCUCGACCUGCUCGUCCAGACGCGGUCGCUGAACGAGGCCGACACGGCGAUCGCGUCGUCGCUGGUGCACGAGUACCAGGGCCAGUCGCUGCUACGGCCGUUCCGGAGCGAGUAUCACGGCCGGCGGGUGUGGAAUUUCGGCCUGAUCAACUCGGGCGGCAGCAUGCUGUCGGUGAGCACGGCCGGGUUGCCGUUCCGGCUGGUGCUGCCGCUGCGGACCGAGUCCGGCGAGACGAACAAGGUCUUCCAGUACCGCUUCACGCACACGGACCGGGACCCGGCGGAGCAGAAUCCGCUCGAGGCCUGGACGCUGGGAGGCCUACGCCGGUCAGUGCAGCAGAAGUACGGCCGCGAGGCAGCAGACUGGGUGGACGAUGCCGGCCGGCUGGGGAUGUGGUGGGUGGCCGAGCAGAAGCAGAUCUGGAAGUGGAAGGAAUAA
This is a messenger RNA of Rasamsonia emersonii CBS 393.64, 2562 nucleotides long. RefSeq lists its product as uncharacterized. Bases 1 to 2562 code for a protein of 853 amino acids. The record is from RefSeq and is a predicted model, not a curated record. The transcript is spliced from 4 exons. Lineage: Eukaryota; Fungi; Ascomycota; Eurotiomycetes; Eurotiales; Trichocomaceae.